ACUGUAAAGUGCUGUUUUGUUUAUUCAGAUGUUUUGUGAUUAAUAAGAAUAAUAAGAAUUAUGAGCACCGAAGCACCGAGAAAUCUAUUCUUUUACGAGUUAUGCAGGCUGUGCCUCGAGAACGCCGGCGCCACUGAUGUAUUCGAGUCCGGAGAGUUCCUUGAAGACAUUUUUGCAUGCACAGGUGUGAAACUUGCUCACGCGGAUAACUUACCGCACAAAGUGUGUACAAAAUGUCUGGACGUAGUGAAAAGUUCGAAGGAGUUGAGAAUACUGGCUAAGAAGAAUGAUGCACAUCUCCACACUUUAUUUGGUGAUGUCGAUUCUGACGCUGAAACUGUUAUUCUUGAGCCUAGCACUCGGACAACCCAUGACACUGCGUCUAAAGCAGGGUCUGAAACUUCAGAGAGUAGUAAACAUCCUAAAAGCUCAAAAGAGAAAUUAAGUUUUCUCCUAAAAGAAGGCGAAGAAAACAGCACUAAGGCUAUCCCUGUGUUUAAACAAACAAUACUUUUGAGGAAAGAUCUAUUUCCACCUUCAUCUCAGUCCACUUCAAGCCCUACUAAAACGAAAACUCCAGAUAAAAUAUUAAAAGUAAAAGUGGAAGAAGAAAAUCGAUGCAAACGGACCAAAACAGGGGAUGAUGAUGAAACGGUCACCUUUUAUUGUAAUGACUGCGACAAAAGUUUCGACAAAUACAAAAAACUGUACUUACACCAGAGGCUGCACAACAAGAAAAUAUUCUGCCCCCUAGACGCAUGCGGCAAAAAGUUCGCCACCAAAGGCGAUAUGGAAAAGCAUAUCCGGACACACACGGGGGAGAAACCGUUUAAGUGCAAACAUUGUAAGAAGAGCUUCGCGCAGCGCGUGAGCUUAAGGCAGCAUAUUUCAAACUUACACGAUGAAGAUGAUGAUGACUGAUAAAUCAUAUUUGUUAUAUUCAGAGAAAAGUCUUUAAGUUUUAUCAUAUUUGUUGAAUUUAGACUUCUGUCUAAAAAAAAGACGCUUCACACAAGGAUUUUUGUACACUAACCCGACACUUGCUAUCUCGAUUAUACAUUGCUGUCCCGCCAAUGAUGUUGGCUGUCAAUGUCACUAUGCGAGCGUGACAGCAAUAUAAUUAUGCGCGUGCAAUGUACGAAAAUCCUUGUGGUAAGCGUAUUUUUUUUAGUUGUAAUGUUCAUAUUAAGUAAGUCUGAUAAUUGAUAAAAUUGAUUACAUGUGCCAAUAAAUUAAGUUUUAAAAAACCUAGAACUUACAGAAUUUGACGAAUUAUAGUCACUACAGCCCAAGUUUGUUAAAACUUACGGUUAAUGAUUCUUUAUUCUGAUAAGAAUUGAGAGGGCGCCGACCGUUAGGGGAUUGUGUUUUCAAUUAAUUAAUAUAAUAUAUAAUAAUAUAUAAUGUCGCCAAUAGCGACUAAAAAUUCAAGUGAGUGAAACCGUUGUCGUAUAAACAAUUUACUAAUAAUUCAGCCUAUAUAAGUCCCACUGCUGGGCACAGGCCUCCUCUCAUGUGCGAGAGAGCUUGGGGUAUAGUCCCCACGCUAGCUCAAUGCGGAUUCGGGACUUCACAUACAACUUUGAGUUUUUUCGCAGAUAUAUGCAGGUUUCCUCACGAUGAUUUCCUUCACCGAAAAGCUGGUGGUUAAUAUCAAAUGACAUUUCGUACAUAAGUUCCGAAAAACUCAUUGGUACGAGCCAGGAUUGAAAGUCUGACGUCAUAUCCAUUCGGCCACCACCGCUUUUUUUAUUAAUUAAACCAAUUCAUAAGCUGUAUAAUAAAGUUGAAAUGGCGGCAUUUUAUUAUAUCCCUCGGAAUUUCAUGAUCAGGCUGAUUUAAUGAUGUAACUAUGUAAUAAGUACACAGGCACAGAAUAAACAAUAGUACUAGGUACAGAAGACUCGCUCUCUAACAAAACGCGUCUGUUACGAUCAGCACAGAUAUGGCCGCUAGGUGGCGACAGCGCCACGCGCGGCUUAUGGCAAACCCCAAAAUUGGGGUCGAACGGAUGUACUUUUAGCUACCUGCAAAGCGACGAAAUCGCGGAGUGAGUCACGCCUGACACGGGUACUCAGGUGCUACUACGGAGUAGGCACGAAAAUAACAGCAGGGUGUAAUUUCUAGGGUUUACUUUAUGUAUAAUUUAAUUAUGUAAGUAUAUUUAAAAAUACAGUGAACAAAUUAUGCAUAAUAUAAGUAAGUAUUAUUUUUUAUCAAUGAGAGAGAGAGAAUUAUUUAUUUUAUUUAAGUUUUGAUGAUUUAUUUGAUAACGAAUCUCAUUUUGCGAACAUGCUAUUUAAUUUGAACCUUAAAUCGGAUUGCUAAGGAUGAAAUUAUAUUACCAUGUAUCACAUGUAUGUCGAUAAAUCGUACAAUGCCUGUGAAAGGAUUAAACCAAAAUGUCAUAAUUUAUGACCUUAGUUUAAAACAUUAUCGGAGAAUCUGUGAUCAGAUCAUAGAGAAAUCCAACUAUUAUUGUGAACGUGAAUGUUUUGUAUGUUCAAAACACAUAGCAAAGUAGUACAGCCGAAAGUUUUAAUUUAUGGCCCAUUUUGUACCCUAUCACAGUGACAAUCAAUAUGAAAGUCGCUAUACUUCGUUUUAUUUAGCAUUAGAAAUAAGGUAAACAAUCUUCACGUCUCUUUUUAUUGAAAAACACGUUUAAAAAAUAAGUCACGGCAAAUAUGUAACAAUUAUGAAUCUAAUACGAUCAUUUAUAUUCUUCUGCUUUCAUAAGUAAUAGUUACUGAUUUUUAAAAAGCGUUUUUCAAUUAAAAGACAUGUCUAGAUCGCUUACCUUCUUGCAAGUUCUUUCUAAUGCUAAAAAAAACAACGGGUUGCACUCCGGGAGUGCCGACAGAAGUGAAAACUCAAUGACUAGUCCAAAAUGUCCGCAGCACUAUGUAUAAUGGACCCAUCCUCCUUUCUAUUGAAAAACUAUAAUUCCGAAAUUGCUGGCCAGUGAGCUUAAAUUUGUAGCGUUAAUUGUUUAAAAUUCGAAUAGAAAUUGUAAAGUUACCUUGCAGACCUCGCAUCUAAAUAUAUUUGGUCAUGAUAUUUUAACUUUUAUUCACCAGUACUAGAGUUCACUUUUAUUAGAGAUUUCAUCAAGAUGUAGCCUUAUUGAAUUAUAAAUUGAGUGAUAUAAAGUUACAAUGUAACUGUGAGAUCCUCGUAUUUCAGCCCGUACAAGAUUUAAACAUUGAGCUUUAUUGCUUAAUAUAAAAGUCCAGUUUUAAAUAAUUGACCUGAUUAUAAUACGUUAUGACUAAAGUUAUUUGGUGAAUAACAUUGUCCGUGACACAUGACGUCAGCGUUACGUUACGCGUUACGCUGAAUCGAGUUUAUCAUUUUUUCCCCACCUCAAAAAGUGCUCAGCGCCGCUAAAGAAGUUUUCACUUCAAAAACGAACUAUAGACAACUCAUACUAAUUGUCACAGUAACAAGGUACAAAAUGGGUCAUAAAUUCGACUGUACUUAUGCCGCGUGAAAUUGAGUAUAAUAUUAUUGUUGUUGUUGUACAGUUGACGUUAAAUAUAUGUUUACACUUUUGCACCUUACUCCUUUGUAAUAAGAAUAAGGCGAAAAAUGUACAUAAAUAUAUCUUUGAUACCGACUGUCAAGUCACCACGCGGUAUUAUGCCAUUUAGGGUUCUCGCUAAAUUGGAAAUUCUAUAGCGUAAGUAUUGAACAACCAAUUUAGCUAGGACCGCGGAGCGUGAUGGUACACGUGCAGUCGAAUAUAAAAAAAAACAUACAACCGAAUUGAUAACCUCCUUUGGGAUUUGGAAGUCGGUUAAAAAGAAGACGUAACGGUAACUAUACUCUGUAUCUUUAGGUAUUUAAUAAAAGUAAACAAAAUCUACCUUCAAAUAGCUCCACAGGCAAAACAUCCUCCAGACUAAGCAUAGUCGCGCUACCCCCUCUGCCACGCACGGUAAUUUUACUCCAUGUUCGAGUCGAAAGUGUCUUUGUCUGACGUCAGUGUCUUUGAACGGGCCAAUCACGGCGCGGGACUUCUCUCACCUCGUCCCGCGCACUCCCGCAUUUUUGGCAUCAUCGGUUGCAUGCAAUACUUAAUUGCUCUAAACUCGGUCUAGAGGAUUCCUAAUAGUCUAUGAAUAGCUCCUAUAGGGUAGAUGAAAACAUAACACGAUCAAAUAAUGUAGGCUAAAGUCAGGUCGUUCAGUUACAGAUCCAGGCGGUUUUGUAAAUGGUCGGUUAGCCAAUAAAUGUUAUAACUACCCGAAAUUGUACCAAUUGUUUGUUUAUUUUUAUUUAAAUAUCUAAAGAUACAGACUGUAGGAUGUCAAGCGUUAACAUUUAACAAUUUACAGCGCUAUGUACUUGAGCUGUCAAGUUUUCGAUUUUAGGCAACUAUUUUAUUUUAAAAUGUCAUUCCAUGGAACUUGCUAACUAUGUAAAUAAAAGUCACUAGUAAAUUCAUCAUUCAGAGACAAUUUCAAUAUGGCGGUUUGUUUACAUAGUUAGCAAGUUCCAUAGAAUGACACUAAGAAUUCUUGUUUAGGGGCUAUUCAUAAAUUACGUCAUUUCAAAUUGGGGGGGGGGUCAAAAAUCGAUGACGUAAUUUAUGGACAGCCCCUUAGCAUUAUGUACAGUAGUUGUAGAGAUAACUGACCCCUCCUGCAUAGAAACUUGUUUGCAGAGGGGUGAGUUAUCUCUGCAUCAUACUGAAACUAGCCAAAAUACUAAAAAUUAAGAGGCCGAGACUGAUAGAUCUAAAUUCAAAUUUUAUAGGUUGUUUUAGUUCCUACAAUGGGGUUGGCAACUGUCAAAGGCGUGUACAGAUGGCGCUAGCAUAGGUUUUAACACUUUUACCUAUCUCUAGUUUGGUCAUUAACGUAUAUAAUAUCUAAGGACGGGCUAAUGGGGCACUAAAAAUGGUACUGGUUCAGCGGUGUUACUCACGGAUUCCAGCCAAUCGUGCAGUCUAACGCAACUAGUUGCGACCAAUAGCUCGCGUAGUGCGAACUCGUCAACCAAUCGCGCGCAUGAUGCGAACUCGUCAACCAAUCGCGCGCGUGAUGCGAACUCAUCAACCAAUCGCAUUGUAGCGGUUUCACAUCGCUGUACUGGCCCCUGUCAUGCCUCAUUAUUAUUGCCCGUAAAGCCAGUCCCUGGAUAUCUAUGUCAAUGAGUUUGGUUAUAUGAGAUUUAGGUUAAAAGUAAAAAAAAGAAACUAGAAAUGUAUCUUAGGACUGACUGGUAAAGCCUAUGCUGGCGCCAUCUGUAAAAUACUUCGACCGGCCAAUCCCAUUAGGCCGAUUCUUUGUCUAAAGCCCCCUCCAGACUAUGUGCGUGAAUCGCGGCGCGACAUCGCGGAGCGAACAUAUCGCGAAGUUGACGUAUGACUCCACACUCGCACACUUCACGGCGAUUUCGCAGUUUGGUUUGCGGCAAUAUGGCGGAAAAGCAUCAGCUGAUCGAGUUUAACUGUUAGUUAUCUAUGGCAUCAUACGUGAUUUAGCUGUUUUUGCAUUUUGUUUUAUUGUAAAACCGUAAAAUAUAGCUGCUUAAUAUAAUAUAAUCAUAAUAUAAUUCAUAUUUAUCUUGCCACAGAGGAGCCAAAAUAUUAUGUAAUGUGGAGUCUUGCAAGUUCGCGCUUCGCGUCUCCUUUGACGCGGGCCGAAAUACCGACAAAAAACGGAGAACAAGGCGCGAAGGCGUGAACAAUCUGCGAAAUC
Molecule: messenger RNA, 5708 nt
Organism: Cydia fagiglandana
Lineage: Eukaryota; Metazoa; Arthropoda; Insecta; Lepidoptera; Tortricidae
Product: zinc finger protein 182-like
Exons: 6
Coding region: 61-921 (286 amino acids)
Biological process (GO): regulation of transcription by RNA polymerase II
Cellular component (GO): nucleus
Molecular function (GO): DNA-binding transcription factor activity, RNA polymerase II-specific; zinc ion binding; RNA polymerase II cis-regulatory region sequence-specific DNA binding
Source: RefSeq, a predicted model, not a curated record